AAUCGAAAGGUAGUAUAUCAUGUUAACACACGUUCACUCACUUUGAAUUGGUAGUGAGUAUAGAACCGUCAGGGUACGCGUACUUGCGCGUAUCCGCGAAGCAUAUAGCAUAUUGCUUUGCUUCUACCAUUAAAAGCAACGGACAUGUCAGUACCGAUACAAAGUCCGAGCAAAAUGUUAUACCGCAUAAAGUCUUGUCUCUAGUCACGGCCGUGCAUGCUUUUAUGUCGCGUGCAAAUAGUGUGCGCAACAAUAUUUGACAAAUAAAAGAAUUUCAAUUAUAGAUCUAAACAUUAACACAUCGCGUUUCUUCAAUUUAUUUAGCACAGUGCGUGUUUUAUAAAAAAAUUUCGGGAAUAUAAGUAUUUUCUACUAGGAGAAUUAUCCAAAACAGUGCGCGUGCUUUCAGAUUCGAAAGUGCCUUACUAUGUUGAUCAAGCUGCAGAUGACUAUUGUUCAAUGUAUUAAACAAUAAGAGGCAUGGAACAAUUCCAUGAUAUGAGUGAUGGAAAUAUACAUAUGAGUGAUGUCAUUGAAGUCAUUGAAACUGAUACUAAAUAUAAUGGGAGGGAAGAUCAAAUCCCAAGAGAAAUGAACACAGAACGAUUAUUGCCUUAUGUUGAAAUAAUAGAACAACCUGCAAGCAAAGCUUUACGUUUUCGCUAUGAAUGUGAAGGCAGAUCAGCUGGUAGUAUACCUGGUGUAAACAGUACAUCAGAAAAUAAAACAUUUCCUACUAUAAAAAUAGUUGGAUAUAAAGGUCGAGCUCUAGUUGUAGUAUCAUGUGUAACAAAAGAUCAACCAUACAGACCUCAUCCUCAUAAUCUUGUUGGAAAGGAAGCAUGUAAACAAGGUGUUUGUACAGUAGAAGUUUCAUCAGAGAAUAUGACAGUUACAUUUGCAAAUCUUGGGAUUCAAUGUGUAAAAAAAAAAGAUAUUGAAGAGGCGCUUAAAAUAAGAGAAGAAAUUCGUGUAGAUCCCUUUCGAACUGGCUUCGAACACAAAAGACAACCUACUAGUAUUGAUCUCAAUGCAGUGAGAUUAUGCUUUCAAGUUUUUUUAGAAGGAUCACAAAAAAGAAAAUUCAAUGUGCCACUACAACCAGUAGUAUCUGAUCCUAUAUUUGAUAAAAAGGCAAUGUCAGAUCUUGUGAUAUGCAAACUCAGUCAUAGUAAUGCAUCAGUUGCUGGUGGUAUGGAAAUGAUUUUAUUAUGUGAGAAGGUUGCAAAAGAAGAUAUACAAGUUAGAUUCUUUGAAGAAAAAGAUGGACAAGUGCUUUGGGAAGGAUUUGGUGAUUUUCAACCUGUUCAUGUACAUAAACAAACAGCAAUUGCAUUUAGAACACCGACUUAUCGUAUGCAGCAAGUGGAACAACCAGUGCAAGUAUAUAUUCAACUUAAAAGACCAUCGGAUGGUGCUACGAGCGAACCAUUUCCUUUUCUGAUGUUACCUCUCGGUGCAGAUGAUCCUGAUUCAUUAAGGCGAAAGAGACAAAAGAUUAAUAACAGCCAAAACGCGCUAGUUUUGAGACAUGUACAGGCAGAAGCUGAGAAGCAACCGACGGAAAGGAUAUCUCCUUACGGAUAUCCAAUUGGAAGUGGAGGAUCCUUUCCAUCCUUGUAUCCGAUGGCAACAACUUCUCCACAAUCGCAAUCUACUAUACAAACGUUGAGGCCACAAGUAUCGCCAGAUCGUACAUCGCCAAUGGAGUACAGAUUAUACAAUCCAGCACUUAUUCAAUCACAACCAUCACCUCAAUAUCCAUCAACAAGCAGUCAUAUCUUACAACAACCAUCAAUCAGAACGUAUACACAACAACAAUUUCCAUAUGUACAUGACACGUUACAAAUACAGCCGCAAGAACAAUUAACGUUAAGCAAAGUAACAUCAAACUAUCACGAAGAAUUUCAAUCGUUGAACAAUGCUGUAGGUGAAAUGGAAGCGACAAAUGUUACAAAUAUUUUAAGUAUGGACAACACGCAGUAUAAUCUUGAUUUGAGUCUUCCUCAACUUGAUUCGACAGAACUCGCCGAUCUUGAUAUUAGUCUUUCUGAAAAUCUAUCCAGUGGAUUAUCAAUUUCAGAUUCUACCAAGCCGGAAACAAGUAAAGGAAUAAACGCAGAACCAAGCAAUAUUGAAGAAAGUAAUAACAUGACCGAUAGUUUUACAAGAAUUGCUAAUAACACUAUUCAGGAAUUAUAUACUUUAAAUAAUAUGUAUAAACCAACGCGGGAGGUUGACUAAAAAGCUGUAUAUUUUAUUAAUCUUCAUAACAUUGUAAAAAAUAUGUUAUAUAAAUAUUAUUCUCUGAAAGAAAAUUUCUUUGCAUGAAUAUAUCAUGUAAUUAAUAUUUAAAUGGUUGUGAUUGUAUCGCAGUAUAUUACUGUGUAAUUUUUUAAAUUACUUUUUCAUUCGAUAAGUUUUAAACAUUGUUAAUAUUUUUAUAUGAUUUCUAAAAUUCUUUACUUUCAAUAUUACGAAUUAAAAAUAUUCAUUUAAGUAUACAAAAUGCUGUGACUGUGAUCAAAAUGUAUCGAAAUCUAUGUCUUGACAUGCAUGCAAAAUGUCUCAAUAUGAAUUAUUAUUGUAUACAAUACAAUAAAACUUAUAAAUGAAGAAAAUACUGUGUAUAUAUUGUAAGACAAUCUGCAUGCAAUAUUCGUACAAAUUGCUUAGCUAAAAUAAAUAUUCGCAAACAUUUCUGUUACACAUCUUAUACUCUUAUACAAAUGUUUGAUUUUUAUUUUUUACACAUUUAUAUAUUUACUACAAAUUCCUUUGUAAGUGGUAUGUUAUUUUUAUAUUAGGGGUAAUAUCCGAGUGCUACCUCUAAUAAUAUGUAUCCAAUUAAAAAUUUCCAAUAAUACAUAUUCCGUCCAGGUACGUUGAUUCACAUUUAAAAAAAUUUUUACCUUAAAUUUUAAUAUUAUGUACUAUGGUUGCAUUCCAUCAUAGAUUUUACACAUAUUUGUAAUAUCUUGUUAUCAAUUACAAUUUACCUGGUAUCCAGUAUCAUUAUCUUAAAAUCACUAUUAAUUACAGAAAUUAUUUUAUAAAUAAACAAUAUCAGAUACAAAUAAUAUUAUGCUUAAGUACAUAUUUUUACUUUAUAUACAGUUACAUCUAAGAAUACAUUAUAAUUUUACAUACAAUUAUACGUGUAAAUAAACAUAGAUAUUGAAAUUCAAUAAUAUUUAAUCUUGUGUAUCACAUAUUACGUACAUAUUCUAUUGUAAAUUGCUAUUUUAUAUUUACAUAGUAUAACUACAUAAUUCUUAAUUUAUAUGUACAUAGAAGGUACGUAAAAACAAUCUUAGUCUAAAUUAUCUUCGAAAAAAUAAAUUGUCGAUUAAUUGUCAAGUAUUAAAUAGGGAAAGACGCGUUCCUUCACAGAUACGUGAAGAAUAAAAAAACAUCUGUUGUUUUCCAAAAUGUAUUUACUUAAAAAUACAAUGAAAGUUCAAUUCUGAUGGAAUGGGCAGAAAUAUAGUCUGUGGUAUCGGUUACUGUUAUGUCGAAAGUGAUGAUGCGAUGGUAUCCUGUACAAAAGUAGUUUGAACAAGACUUAUGAACACACAAACCAAAUUCUUAGCCUAAGAUUUUGUUUACGUUUAAUCGUAUGACAUGUUUCAUUACCAGAUUCAUUAAGAUUCUUAAAUUCUUCUUUUUAUGCUUACCUAACAAAUGUAGGGAUGUAACGGUAUCUGGGCGCUCAGCCUGAUUGAUUGUAAGACCCGUUAGCACCAGUAAAUAAUUUUCAGAAUCACGUCAAAUACUGGAGCAGAGAAGAGUUCCGUGAUCUCUAGCUCAAAGUACACAACGUAAGUCCAUUUUCAUAUUUUUUGAACAUGUUGCAAACGGGGCUUGUAUUGUAUUAAUAAAAUUAAAUGGACCUAUGCUUACAGUGUAUUAUUGUAUACUAUGAACGCUAAAGUACUCAUUUUUGCUCAGGCACCUGUACUUUAAGAUAGUUCUUUGUCAACAUGAUCGUCAAGGUACUAUCUUGAAGUCAACACGUGUAAAUACAGCAGCAGAUUGUGUAUAAAAUCGUAGAAUAACAGAGUUCUGGAGGUGGUAUGGUCUGUAAACAAUGCAAUAAAUUGCUGUAUGACUUACGUAUCAUUAUAUACGGAGUAUAUUUAAAUUUUGUUAUUUCUUUCAUUUAACCAAUUGAAUAAAUUGGAUUUAUCGUACAAGUGUGUAUACAGUCCAUCCCAUCUCCUUGGAUUCAAUGUAGCAGGAUUCAGUCCACAAAUAGCAGUUUUCUUUUUUUUAUUUUAAUACUGCUAUUACUGUAAUUUGUUUUCGGAAGUUAAACCCAUUACUACUUACGAGAACGAAUCAUUUUCUCUGAUCUAACUGCGUUUUAUUUAACUAUCUCAUUCGAAAAUAUUUGUACAUUAAAACGUGGGACAUCGUCUCGCAUUCAAAUUAUCGUUACCUUUAUUUAUUAUGCAGCUAUGGUACAAUGGUAUCGUAACCGCAAUGUCUCUUCACCCGUUUCUUGUCUACCAGUCUCCCGAAAUAAGUGAUGGCAUGGACCAUUCCAUUUGCAAAGAUCCACUGACACUAACACAAAGAGCAUAUUUCAAUUGUUGAUAAUCAGUGAAAUGUGUAAUUCAUCAAAAAUUAUAUGAUACCAUUAAUAAAUCUGAAAAUAUGUUUUUAAUAAGAUACUAAUCACUGUAUGUAGGAUACUGUCAUAUAAGAUUACCCGUUCUACGACAGUCAACGAAUCAUUGCUUGAGUAGUCCAUGUCAAUGAAGUCAAAAUAAAACCACAGUACAUAAAAUACAAAUGAAUUACGUUCAAAUGAGUGCAAUUGAAUAGGGAGAGUUUUCUCAUUAAUUUUUUCAAUCGUCGAUAAUUGUUGUAUUAUAUUUUCAACGAUUUUUGAAAUGCGCUACGUAAUUUCGUUUUGAAAUCUUACGUAAAUACAAAAA
This is a messenger RNA of Apis mellifera (honey bee), 4943 nucleotides long. RefSeq names its product dorsal (gene Dl). The coding region runs from base 481 to 2244 and encodes 587 amino acids. Gene Ontology annotation, cellular component: cytoplasm; nucleus. The transcript has 12 exons. Gene Ontology annotation, biological process: innate immune response; regulation of transcription by RNA polymerase II; canonical NF-kappaB signal transduction. Lineage: Eukaryota; Metazoa; Arthropoda; Insecta; Hymenoptera; Apidae. Gene Ontology annotation, molecular function: DNA binding; DNA-binding transcription factor activity. The record is from RefSeq and is a predicted model, not a curated record.